CGACUUGAGGCAACAACGAGAAGCAAAGCCUCUGUGUGUUUCCAGACGAGGGAGACCAGACGGCCGCACUCUCUCUCCUCUUGUCCCGUUCGCUUCUGAAUGCCCACAGCUACCACCAGUGCAAACCCGCAAAGCAGCAGCACCUCUGUCGCCAGACCAGCAGAGUCCCGUCCACCACCCGCAGCUGCCUACAGGCCCCGUCAUCACCUGCGACGACUGACUGACUGCAAAAGCGCGAGGCGCACCUACUGACCUACCCCGCCACACACAGCUCCCGGCCGCCAUCAGCAACUUACACAUCCACAACUCCCAAGCAACCAGUCUCACCUCCACAACCUCAGACCUCACCUAUCUCCCUCCUGGAUCGUUGCGCGACUGGUUGCCCAUCAUGAAGGUCACGUUCAAGGAUCUCAAGCAGCAGAAGUUUACGCUUGACAUCGAGCCCAGCGAUCUGGUCUCGGCUGUCAAGCAGCGGAUCUCAGAGGAGAAAGGAUGGGAUCCCAAGGCCCAGAAGCUCAUCUAUUCUGGCAAGAUCCUCAAGGAUGAGGACACCGUUGAGAAGUACAACAUCGAGGAAAAGGGCUUCGUAGUCUGCAUGGUUAACAAGCCUAAGGCUGCUCCUGCUACUUCUGCCGCCGCUUCCUCGAGCGCCGUUCCCCAGACUCCCGCCAGGCCAGUCGCCGCGACACCAGCUGCCCCAGCUGCUCCCGCAACCGCUUCAAACCCAGCCCCUGCCGCCGUUCCGGCUACGCCGACGCCCGCGCCGGCUACGCAGGCCGAGCCUGCGCAGUCUGACAGCUCCAUGGCCAUGGGCGCUGCGAGGGAAGGCGCUAUUACAGAAAUGCUAGCCAUGGGUUUCGAGCGGUCUCAGAUUGAUGCCGCCCUCAGGGCCGCUUUCUUCAACGUGGACAGGGCCGUUGAAUACCUUCUGACUGGAAUCCCCGAGAAUGUCCAACAGUCACAAUCACAGAGCGCUGCACAGCAAGUGCCCCCACCUCCCCCGGCCGCUCCCUCUGCGGCCCCAGCCAGUGGUGAUGCCGAGGGUGAUGGCGGCAUCAACUUGUUCGAUCUCGCUGCUCAGCGUGGCGGAGCUCGUGGAGGCGCGAACCCUGCCAGUCCUGGAGCUGGCGGUGCGCCUGGUACUCGCGACCUCGGAAACCUCGACUUCCUCAGGAAUAACCCUCAGUUCCAGCAGCUCCGUCAAGUAGUCCAGCAGCAACCACAAAUGCUUGAGCCCAUUCUGCAACAACUGGGAGCCGGCAACCCGAACCUCGCUCAGCUCAUCACACAGAACCCUGAGCAAUUCCUCAACCUAUUAGGGGAAGAAGCUGAUGACGAUGCGCCCUUGCCCCCAGGAGCACAGGCUAUCUCUGUAACUGAGGAGGAGCGCGAUGCGAUCGAGCGGCUGUGCCGACUUGGCUUCGACAGAGACGCCGCUAUUCAGGCUUACUUCGCCUGCGAUAAGAACGAGGAGCUGGCUGCGAACUUUUUGUUUGAUAUGCCCGACGAUGACGAGCCUUCGCAGAACUAAAGCUCGACUGCUCGAGCAGUUAGACUAGGAGUUGCAACGUAGUCCUGUCCACGUUGACGGUGUGACUGAAGUGCGAGCAUACGGCCAGCCCUUUUUUGCAACAUACCGAGCGCGAUUUGAUUGAGUCCUUGCCACAAUGACCAUGGGUCUGAAGGAUACCGGAUGACGGCCACCAUGAGAAAAAGGGCAGACUGAGGACCAGCGAUAAGGCAUGAGCUAACUCCGUUUCGGAGGUGGCGAGAGGAGGUCGAAAGGAAGGUCAGACCGAGCAAGAAAGGCACGCAGGCGAUAUGAUAACCCCCCGAAUAACGAAUCUGUUCACAACCUUUGAGAAUUGUCCGUCCCACCGCUGCACACGAGGCGACUUCGGCUUGAUCAUCUGAUGUUGCAGACUGAGCUGCGCACUGUUUUCACGGCUCGGCAAGCAUUGAGUGGUGUGAAAAUUGGGGUAUCAUUUGAAAAGCAUGUAGGUAAAAAAAGCCUA
Molecule: messenger RNA, 2015 nt
Organism: Microdochium trichocladiopsis
Lineage: Eukaryota; Fungi; Ascomycota; Sordariomycetes; Xylariales; Microdochiaceae
Product: XPC-binding domain-containing protein
Exons: 7
Coding region: 389-1531 (380 amino acids)
Biological process (GO): nucleotide-excision repair; proteasome-mediated ubiquitin-dependent protein catabolic process
Cellular component (GO): nucleoplasm; cytosol
Molecular function (GO): proteasome binding; ubiquitin binding; polyubiquitin modification-dependent protein binding
Source: RefSeq, a predicted model, not a curated record